This is a messenger RNA of Histoplasma mississippiense, 312 nucleotides long. RefSeq lists its product with no specific name. The transcript has a single exon. Bases 1 to 312 code for a protein of 103 amino acids. The record is from RefSeq and is a predicted model, not a curated record. Lineage: Eukaryota; Fungi; Ascomycota; Eurotiomycetes; Onygenales; Ajellomycetaceae.
AUGCCUCAAGCUCAACGAGGAGAUGGUAAGAGAGUCCACGGGAGGUUAUGUGGAAUGGAACUGCCUCGCCAGCAGUGCGGAUCGCUUCGGGGAAUCGAGAGCCAAAUUAAUGUAGCAUUUAACGGAAUGACAACAUUUUCAACAUUUUCCAAGGUUGGACUGUUGAAUUUUGAUGCAGGCAGACAGUUGAAUGUGGUGCUGGAAAGGUUCAUCGUGGUGCAAUCCGGAGCUGGAAAAACAGCUCGGUGUGGUCCUAAUCUUGCACCAUGCCAUGAUGCAAAAGUUCAUUGUGAUGCAAUUGAUGGUGGUUGA